AUGCAUGCGAUGGAGAAGCAAAAGGAACUGGACCAGGAGAAAGAAAAUCUAAAAAGCCUAAUUGAACAGGAGCGCCGAGUUGCUGCGGAAAUCGAGAAGCAGGCAGGGGAGGCCCCGGAGGCAGAAGAAGAGGCACAAGCAGCAGCAGAAGCAACGCUUGCUGAAGAAGAGGCGCGCGCAGCCGAGGCAGAGGCCGCUCAGGAAGAGGAGACAGCAGAAGCGGAAGAGGGGCAACAACAGCAGCAGCAGCAACAGCCCGCACAGCUUCACGAGGAGGAGGCUGUGCAAGGAGGCCAACCUGCCCAGGAACCCACUACAACUGUGUCGUUCGUGUUACAGGAUAUAGAGGGUUCGCAAGGCCUCUUCUUGCAGCUGAAGAAAGCCAAGAGAAGAGCGCUGCGCACCGGAGACAAAGUGAAACGCCUGUACUAA
Messenger RNA from Eimeria mitis, 432 nucleotides. RefSeq lists its product as uncharacterized. The transcript has 5 exons. The record is from RefSeq and is a predicted model, not a curated record. Bases 1 to 432 code for a protein of 143 amino acids. Lineage: Eukaryota; Apicomplexa; Conoidasida; Eucoccidiorida; Eimeriidae.